Messenger RNA from Populus trichocarpa (black cottonwood), 2252 nucleotides. Its product is annotated as serine/threonine/tyrosine-protein kinase HT1. Gene Ontology annotation, biological process: protein phosphorylation. The record is from RefSeq and is a predicted model, not a curated record. The coding region runs from base 566 to 2113 and encodes 515 amino acids. The transcript has 3 exons. NCBI's taxonomy places the organism in Eukaryota, Viridiplantae, Streptophyta, Magnoliopsida, Malpighiales, Salicaceae. Gene Ontology annotation, molecular function: ATP binding; protein kinase activity.
AGGAAAGUCAAAAGUUAUUAUUGGAUUAUUCUCAUUGCAAUGAAAUGCUAUAAUAAUGUAAAUGGAUGCAAUAUUUAAUGAUAUAUAAAGUUACUUUUUUAUGCUUGCCACUGUUUGUAUAACAGGUACAGAAAAAUAUUCAUUUUUAAGAAUUGAGAGUGGGUGGUAGAAAAAUUAAAAAGUUUAAGUUUCACUAGACUAUAUUUCAUAUUUUUUUUUUAAUUAUAUUUGUUUAUUGGGAUUUGUGGGUUUUUUAGGCUUCUAUGAAGGUGCCAUUUUACAUUGAAGCCAGAACAAGAAAAAAGAGGGUCAGUUGAAGAGCCAAAAAAAACCUUCUUUUGGUAGUGGAUUGUCAAGGUUUUGAUGGUUAAAGAGGGCUUUUACUCUAUUUGUUUCAAGGGUUAUGAUGGAUUUGAUGGGUUUUGGUUUUGAUUCGGAUAAGAUUGAAGUCUGCAUAUAACAUGGUAUCUUUCUUGUCUUGUCUUAAUGGGUUUGAAUGAUUUCUUGAUUUUAGAGGUUUCAGCGAUUGAAUUGGUGGGAUAGAGAAGAGGGAAAACAAAAAGAAAUGGAGGAGGAGGCUAACUCUUGGAUAAGGAGGACUAAUUUCUCUCACACAGUAUAUCACCGUUUGGAUUCUUCAAGGAUGGCUUCUUUUCCUAUCAAUAUUCAGACAGAGAGAAUUGUGGGCUUGAAAUCCAGGCCUGGAACAGGAACUGCUUCUCCCAAGCAGAAAUCACAGCAAUCCUUUUUUAAUCAAAACUCUCAACACUCCUUUCCCAAUCAGAAAUCACUUUCCUUUCCCAGUCAGAAAUCAUCAGUGUCUAAUAAUUCUCAGAUUCAGAGAAAUCCACUCUCCAAUAAGCAAAGGUCUUUAUCUCCUCUCCCUAAAACAAUCCUUCCUGAUACUUUUAAAGAAGCAAGGUCUGUUAAUAAGAGAUUCUCGACGCCACUUCCUCGUAGAAAAGAUCAAGACAUGGGAAUUAUAGGAAAAUUUUUGCAUAAAGAGUUAAAAGAAACCAAGGAGAAGCUCAAUACAAGCCCACUUAGGCACUUAGCCUUGAUGAAGGGUGGUCAUGAAAAGUCUAGGAGCAAGAAGGAAUCUGCUUGGACAAAGUAUUUUGAUCAUGGUGGAGGAAAGGUUAAUGCUGUGGAAGCAGCUGACGAAUGCAGUGUUGAUCUGUCUAAGCUGUUUCUCGGGCUUAGAUUUGCUCAUGGGGCACACAGUAGGCUUUACCAUGGUCUAUAUAAAGAUGAACCUGUUGCAGUUAAACUUAUUAGGGUACCAGAUGAUGAUGAAAAUGGAAACUUAGCAAUUCGAUUAGAGAAUCAAUUCAACAGAGAAGUCAUGCUUCUAUCUCACCUUCACCAUCCAAAUGUCAUUAAGUUUGUAGCAGCAUGCAGAAAGCCUCCAGUUUAUUGUGUUAUAACAGAAUAUUUAUCCGAGGGUUCCUUGAGAGCAUACUUGCACAAGCUUGAGCAUAAAACUCUCUCCUUAGGGAAAUUAAUGACAAUUGCUCUGGACAUUGCUCGUGGAAUGGAAUACAUUCACUCUCAAGGUGUCAUUCAUAGGGACCUUAAACCAGAGAAUGUCCUUAUUGAUCAAGAGUUCCACUUAAAGAUUGCUGAUUUUGGUAUAGCUUGUGGAGAUGCAUAUUGUGAUUCCUUGGCUGAUGACCCUGGCACUUAUAGAUGGAUGGCACCUGAGAUGAUAAAAAAGAAAUCCUAUGGGCGAAAAGUUGAUGUGUACAGCUUUGGACUCAUCUUAUGGGAAAUGGUGGCUGGAACAAUUCCCUAUGAGGAUAUGACUCCCAUCCAAGCUGCCUUUGCAGUAGUGAAUAAGAAUUCAAGACCUGUUAUCCCGAGGGACUGUCCUGCUGCCAUGGGAGCUCUAAUUGAGCAAUGUUGGUCAUUGCAGCCAGAUAAGAGGCCAGAGUUUUGGCAGAUUGUAAAGGUAUUGGAGCAAUUUGAAUCUUCUCUUGCUCAUGACGGAACCUUGAAUCUGGUACCGAACCCAGCUUGCCAAGAUCAUAAGAAAGGAAUGCUCCAUUGGAUUCAAAAGCUUGGUACUGUGAAUCCUAAUAGCACACCAAUGCCUAAACCUAAAUUCACAUGAAUAUUUUUUUAUGGCUUGGCUUUUGUAAUGUACCCAGGUCACUUGUAAUUAAAAAGGGUUUUUUUUUAAGCCCCUUUAUUUGUACUCUUCUCAUGCGAGGGUCAAUUUAAGAGAUUGGUAGGCGUACUUUCACGUGAAA